AUGCCUCAGGACAAGGACAAACAACGUGGUAGAGCCACUGUUGUCGAUGGGGAAACGCCUGGUGCUCCAGGCGGUCAGCAGUCGGCGCCCAGGAAGCUCACUGCUGUCGCCUGUAUUGAUUGUCGCAAACGGAAGCGCAAGUGCAAUGGCGAGCGACCUUCGUGUUCUGCUUGCCAGACUAGAGGACUGACAUGCAUCUAUGAUGUCGUCGAGGGGGCAACGCGAACCGAAGAUCUAAAACAAAAGGUCUCGUCGCUGUCGCUGAGAGUGCGUAAUCUCGAGUUGUUUGCCAACAAGUUGAGGUACAGCACCGACAACGAAGCAAGCGCAAUCCUCGCUCAGCUCAGACUUGGAGAUACCAUCGAUGGGAUCCUUGGCGCCGACAUGGUUGACGGUGUUUCGGAAAUGGCCGAUGGAGAGCAGGGCAAAGAACAAGCUUUACCAACAUUGAGAAGCGGGUCAACAUUUGGCAUUGGACUUGCUCACAAUCCAGCAGGUCCAUCUCUGCUCACCAAUAUCCCACCUUACGACUCGACGCGUUCGGAGCGGAGUGUUAGUGUCGUGACGGGUAGCCCUGGCUUGGUCGAUGGAAACCACCGAGAAGCAAGUCUACCACGACAUGAAUACACUGCUUCUGCGUGGGCACCUCCGUUGUUUGCUCAGAACGAUUCGCAGCACUUGUUGUUUGAGGAUGACCUGUACUCAGACAUACAAAGCCCCAAGAGAAAGUCAUCGGUACUACUCGACGGCAAUGUGUCAGACUCCACCUACUUCGCGAGCGACCACAAGAAUCUAUGGAUCGAUCCAUCUCUAUCCUCGUCGACUGCGAACCCUACUUCGAAUUCAACCCCGGCUGGGUUGAGGGGGCACCCAGAGAUUCUGGACGGCCAAAGAGCAAAACGUGGAAUGCUCAGCAACGAUGCCCGUCCUGGAGGCGACAGCAUCACUAUCUCGUCGAAUCUGUUCAGCCCUGCCGGGACUGCCCCAAUGUCGCUGCCUCUGAGCCCAGGGUCGCUCGGAGUGGACCUGACGGCACCGGCAUGGGCAAUCACGUCCAUGUACCUCACUGACGAUCUCGAUAUGAUGUCCAGUGUGUACGUCGACUUUAUCCACGAAGCCAAGAGACUCAUCACUUCCGGUGUCGCUCCAGAUCGCUUGUUCGGACUUCUCCCAGACGUCGAAGCUCUCGUGAGCGAGCCCGCUUUUCGAAGAACAUCUUUCCUGUCGCAGUGGACCGCAAGACUCGCCAAUAGCUUUGGAAUCCAAUCACUACCAUGUCGCAUGGCCAUUAUGUGGCUCCAGUGGCUUCUUAUGCGAUGGAUCGUUCACCCGAUCCCGUCAACCUAUCUCGCCAUUCCAGACUGGUACCGACCUACACCCUAUCAGAUGUUUGUUCCACACCCUGUCUAUGUCGACUUCCAUAUCUGGCCAAGACUUCGAGAUGCAGUCAUCCAGCGUGUCGAUCUGCAGCGUCAGCCCUUGUAUUGGUACUCCGAGGCAGCCAAAACGCUCGACUGUAAUUGGCUUGGUAGCGAUCAAGAUGCCGUGUCCUACGACAUGAAUGCCAGGUUAACGCUCUCAACACUCUUUGUUCAGCAUUUAACGGAUCUUAACAACUGGAGCCUUGGACCUGUCAUCAGAAAACAUAUUCCAGAUGCAUGUAAUGUUGUCCAGAUCAAUUACGGUCCAAUGUAA
Messenger RNA from Aureobasidium melanogenum CBS 110374, 1695 nucleotides. RefSeq lists its product as uncharacterized. The record is from RefSeq and is a predicted model, not a curated record. The transcript is spliced from 3 exons. Lineage: Eukaryota; Fungi; Ascomycota; Dothideomycetes; Dothideales; Saccotheciaceae. Gene Ontology annotation, biological process: regulation of DNA-templated transcription. Bases 1 to 1695 code for a protein of 564 amino acids. Gene Ontology annotation, molecular function: zinc ion binding; DNA-binding transcription factor activity, RNA polymerase II-specific.